Molecule: messenger RNA, 7672 nt
Organism: Phasianus colchicus (ring-necked pheasant)
Lineage: Eukaryota; Metazoa; Chordata; Aves; Galliformes; Phasianidae
Source: RefSeq, a predicted model, not a curated record
GCCGGCGCGGUUUGCGCGGCGCGGUUCGGGACGGCGCCGAGGAGCAGCUGCGAUCGCGUUGCCGUUUGAGCUUUGCUGCGUAAAGCCUGGCGAUGAACCCCCGGCUCUGAUGGCCGAUGAGGCGCUGCGUUCUCCUCUGGAAGCUGCCGGCGCUGUCGGAGCUCCUGCAGGGAGCCGCGCACCGGGGGCUCCGCGUGGGUCCCUGCCGGCCCUUACAACGCUGUGAUCCUACGAAAAGCCUCCAUCUGAGCCCAGUUCGAUGAAACCUGGGGGUUUGUUUGGCGUUUGCAUUUCUGUAGGUGUGGAUUGGAGCACACAGCUGGCACACACAGCUGGUUCUGGGGCACCCGGUACUGCAGGGAUCCAUUCACACAAUCACCAAGGUUGGAAAAGACCUUCAAGAUCCUUCAGUCCAACCGUCCACCCAUCACCAAUAGUUCUCACUAAUCCAUGUCCCUUAACACAGCGUCCAAACGUUCCUUGAACACCUCCAGGGUGGGUGACUCCACCUCCUCCCUGGGCAGCCCAUUCCAGUGCCUGACCACUCUUUCAGAGAAGUAGUAUUUCCUAAAGAAAAGGAGUAUCUCCUAAUUCAGGCACUCUGCCCACUGUGCUGCUGUGGUUGGGCAGCAGCUGUGCCCCAUGGGGGGCUCUGAGCUGGGAAAGCUGAGUGCAUAAAACAGACAGGGACGCGCUGCUGUUUGCAUCUCUGCUCGUGAGGAGUCGUGGAGGGACUCGCAGAGGGAAACGCAGAGGGUGUUUGGUACUUGGAGAAGUUCUGCUCGCCGAUGUUUCCCUGCAGCUGCUGUGACCCGGCUGCGGGAUGGCUGGCGGUUGCUGGGGCUCUCCAUCUCAUGGUUGGCAGAAAUGGGAGUUUGCAGUGCUUGCCAUGGAACCACCGGAACAGGAGGUGUCUGCAACACACCUCACCGACAGCACCAGGACUUCUGCACACAUGGAGAGCAGUGGGAGCCACCAGGCCGUGGGAGCACCAUGGAGAGGAGGCAGCGCAGCGCGAGGAGCAGCCCGGCAUCACCACCUCCCGCUCGGGCUGCUGGCCUGCAGCCUCUGCUCGGUCCCAGCCCAGAGCUCUUCAUACCUCCAGGAAGUCUUUUCUCCUCACUGACUUCACGUGCGCUGUGUGUGAGUUAAGGUACAGGGCUGUGCUGAGUGCUGCAGCUUUCUUUUCUCAAUCCCCACUGAGCCAAAUCGAAACUUCUCCCUUCUGUGGGCAACGGAGCUGUGCUGCACUGCAGCAACGUGCUGUGAGCUGACACUGCUGGGACAGAACCGCCUCAACUCCGGCUGAGCCCAAACGUGGCAGCCCGGCGGUGCCCUGGCAGGGUGAGGGCAGCCCUGCUGUUGAAGUGCCCCAUGUCGCCAACCGGCAGAAGUCGGCGUGGUGCUCAGCGUGCUCCUCUCGAUAAGGAAGUGGGAAACCUCACAGAGACGACGGGAUGCUUUUUUGAACAAAAUGUCGACAUGAAGCGGCCGCAGCGCCGGGAGAGGAGAGCUGUGUGCAGAGCAGGGGUGGGAAGGGGCAGCAGGGCGCUGCUGGGAGGGCAGGAGGAGGAAGGAGCUGGAAGCUCUGCGCUGCCGCGCAGCGCUCGCGCUCUCAGCGGAAGCCGUCGGCUCCGUGCCGGUGCUGCCGCAGCACAACUGAUACCACGUCGGCUUUCGUUCUGUACAACUGCACUUUCUAUUUUACAGCAGUGAGAACUGGCCUCGGUUAACAGGCCGAGAGCUGCAGCCUUCCUGAAGAGCCCUUCCUGCUGCCAUUGAGGCCCCGCGUGGACCGGCGCUGCAGCGCUCCGUUCACUUGCUGCCUCGUUACCUGACUUCUCCUUUUCCUCUGGCAAAUAAUGAGCAGCACACGGCUGCAGAAGGAAGGAAGGAAGCCGGGGGUACUGAAAUCAAGAGUUGAGUCUCAGUGGUGUGGAUGAGUGAGAGGAGGUUCUGAAAGCAGCAAAGCCAGGACCUGCAGCACCGGGUGCUGCUGAGUGCAGGAGGGCACACGGGGGGCACAGCUCCCAGCACUCACAUGGGAGCAUCUGGGGCUGGGAGCUGCUGAGCCGUCCUGAGCCGCUCAUCUCGGGAGAAGUUCUGCUGCAGUCAUUGUUUAGAAGCUCUGCAUUGGUUUCUUUUCAUCACAGCCCCCACCGGCGCUCUGAGCCGCGCGUCCAUCGCAUCGGGUGGGUUUUUGGUUCUUGUAAAGCCUUCGUGGUUGGAUGGCAGCAGUCGGGCUGUGCCGGCAGCUCCAGUGCCCACGCUGCCCCAUAGACCCACGUGAGCCGUGCUUUGUUGGCUGCCCAGCGAGGCAGCACCGCGCUGACUGGACUCCCGUGCUGCUCCUUCCCGUGUCACACAGUCGCAGUUCACAUCUCCCCUCCCCGUUACCUUUUAGCUGGGGGCACUUUGCAGAAUUGCACGCUCUCAGAGGUGGGCAGGGUUUGCACCGCGGCCCCUGAAGGUGAGGAGAGGGCAAGGAGGGACAGAGUUAAUGCAAACCGGGCGACAGGCAGUGUAAAAAUAGCUCCGAGCUUGUUGGUGUGCUCACUGCAGGCUCACUGUUAGUCAUCUGCCUGCCGGCCUCUGCCGCUCCGAGGAUUGUUUUACAGCACUGAGAUCUGCCAUAAUUUCUGUAGAGAGGGGCAGGGAUGGCUGCGAUGAGGGGGGUGCUGUCCCACAUGGGAGCUGGUGGGUGUGGGUUUGUCUUUGCUUCCACGCUCAGCGCUGCGUGGGACCUGGGUUGGGGUUAGAUCAGUGUUAAAGGACGUGGCAGGCUCCUCUUGUGAGCGUGGAGCUGCUUUGCCUGGGAAGCGUUGUGAUGAGUGUCGUGCUUUUAUUUUCCCAUUCCUCAGCAGGGACUGUGAAGCUGUGAAAUGGCAGUGAUGGGGAUUGCGUGCCAUGGAGCUCCCGCUCCGCCCGCCAAGCAGCAGCAGGAGCUCAGUGCCACCAAAGGGCUGCACGAGGCCGCGAGCGAGAAGCAAAGCAGCGUUUGCAAAGUCGAGGAUUCAAAGAAAGCCAUCUUCCAUAGUCAGUGGAAGAUCCUCAACGACGUCAUCACCAAAGGAACAGCAAAAGAAGAGACAGAAGGAGGCUGCGCGUCCAUCUCCAUUAUUGCCCAAGCAGAGUGUGAGAACAGUCAGGAGUUCAGCCCCACUUUGUCGGAGAGAUCCUUCAUUGCCCACAGCAAGCGUUACAGCCGCUCAGACAGCCUCGACCAGAUCCCAAACAAUGUGGCUCACGCGACGGAGGGGAGGAUGGCUCCCACCUGCUGGAGGGGCAGGCAUCGUGGGAAGGCAAAGAAGAAGCGUCACAAGAAACGAUCCAAGCUGAAAAUACAAACAGUGGCUGCUGGCAGACGGGGCCCCAGAACUCCAGAACAGGAGAGCUGCACUCCGAUUCCCGUCCAGGAGGAUGAAACGCACCACAAUGCUCUCUACAGAAACAGCUUUUGGCUAUCAGAACUGAACAAGAGCUUGCUUUACGAUCCACCCCCGUUUGAGAAACCUGAGAAAGUUCUGUCCACGGGCAAACUCCAUUCAGUGGGCAGCCAGCACAAAACGGACUUGCACAAACUGAUAAGCCCUGUCCAGUGCCUUAAUCAUGUCUGGAAACUGCACUACCAGAGGGACAACAUCCCUCAUCCUGAAACUCUCCGUCCUUUUCCAUACAACAUCAUGCCCCCUCCCUUCCCACACCUGGACAAUCCUAUCCAUCCCAUGAAGCUCAGUGCUCUGGAGACGUAUUUCCAUCGUGAUCUCAAUUACCCAGACAGUGAGCAUCGCUUGUCUGGCCUAAAGUUGGGCUAUAGCUUCCCCAAGUGCGUCAGCCAGUCCGUGAAAAGCAGCUUGGACAAGGUUUCUGUGGAAGAAUACUUGGUGGACGCCUUGAAGGGCAGCGUGAGCCUCGGGGAGCCGCAGAACUUGGCCAGCCUCGCCAAGACGUGGAGGGGAGGCGGUCUGGACCCGAAGGAACAGUUUCAAAAGGCAGAUGAGAAUGAAGGCGUGCUGCUCACUGAGAAACUAAAGCCAGUGGAUUACGAGUACCGAGAAGAGGUUCACUGGACCAAGUGCCACGGCUCGCUGGGCAUCGGCUCGUUUGGAGAAGUGUACAAAGUAGAGGACAAGCAGACAGGAUUUCAGUGUGCUGCCAAAAAGGUGCAAGUCGAACACUUCCGUGCAGAGGAGUUAACGACGUGCGCGGCGAUAACGAGCCCGAAAGUUGUGCCGUUGUACGGCGCCGUCAAGGAGGGACCUUGGGUGACCAUCUUCAUGAAGCUGAUGGAGGGUGGAUCACUGGGUCAGCUAAUUAAGCAGAGCGGCUGCCUGCCGGAGGACAGAGCCCUCAGUUACCUGGGGCAGGCACUGGAAGGUCUGGAGUACCUCCACGCUCAGAACAUCCUCCAUGGAGAUGUGAAAGCGGAAAACGUGCUUUUGUCUGAUGAUGGGAGCAGGGCUCUGCUGUGUGAUUUUGGUCACUCUGCUCACCUCCAUCCCGACGGCCUGGGGAAGUGCUUGGUCACAGGGAACUACGUGCCUGGCACAGAGACGCACAUGGCUCCAGAGGUGGUCCUGGGGAAGCGCUGCGACUCCAAGGUGGACGUGUGGAGCAGCUGCUGCAUGAUGCUGCACAUGCUGAACGGGUGCCACCCCUGGACGCAGUAUUACAACCACCCCCUUUGUCUGAAGAUCGCGAAGGAGCCGCCGCCUCUCAGGGAAAUUCCACCUUCCUGCAACCCCCUCACUGCUGAGAUCAUUAAAAUGGGGCUGGAGAAAGAGCCUGUGCACAGGGCGUCUGCAUCUGAGCUGAGGACCAAGGCCAGCACUGCGCUGCAAGAAGUGGGAGGUGUGACAAGCCCCUGGAAAGGCGAAUACAGAGAGCCCAGGCGUUUGGCACUGCACAAGGAGAACAACCCCCAGACAUCCCUGCCCCCAGCAGUGAGCCCCACUUCGGCCACUCCUGACCCAGAACCUGCAGCCCGAGGCUGCUGUGCCAGCCCUGUGCCACCACCAGCCCUGGAGCGAGUGAGGCAGGGCGAGGGAACCCGCUGGAAUGAGAGCAGGGAUCUGUCCAGGACCUGGGAUCCUCCUCCUCUCUCCUCCACUCCCCUCCCCUUAAAGAGCUGUAGCCAUACGGAGAGAGCAACCACCAUUUCUGAACAGGAGCUCCAGCAGCUGGAAAUAGAGCUGUUUCUGAACAGCCUUUCUCAGCCGUACUCACUGGAAGAGCAGGAACAAAUGCUUUCGUGUCUCAGCAUUGACAGCCCAUUUGUGUCAGACGCCAGUGAGAAGAACUCCAUGAAGGCUUCCCUCAGCCUGCGGGACACCAUGAGCUCCGGCAUCCAUUCCUGGAGCAGCCAGACAGACGGACAGAGCUUCAGCUGGAACAACGUGCUGAGCCGCGGCCGCCACACGGACACCCCCAGCUGCUUCAAUGGAGUGAAAAUCCAGAUCCAGUUGCUAAGUGGAGAAAAUUUACACAUCAGGGAUUUCCACAGGACAAAGGUGGGAGACAUUGCCACUGGGAUAAGCAGCCAGAUCCCCGUCCCCGCCUUCAGCCUGGUGACGAAGGAAGGCCACCCCAUUCACUACGACAUGGAAGUCCCCGACUCGGGGAUUGAGCUGCAGUGCACCCUGGCCCCGGACUGCAGCGUCAGCUGGGCGUGGAGAGUCAAACACGGUCAGCUGGAGGACAGGCCGUGAGGCCGCUCCUGUGCGGGAGGUUUUCACCUUGCUGAAAUGCGGAAUUGCAAAAGCUUCCGAGCACCCCUGCCAUGGAGCACCGCGCGCUGGAGGCUGGUGCUGAAGUAGGAUAGCAGCUCAGCACGGUGCUCUCACCUCGCUGCUGUUCCAGCCCUGUUCAGGACGUGUCCUGAAGCGUAGAUGUUCCCCAGAACAGUGGGCAGUGCUUGUUUUGGGUGUGCUAAUUGAGCUUGAGAAUGGGAGAUGGAGAUUCCUGCUCUUCAGAGAAAUGCGAUUGUCCUUUUCAGGAGGACGUGGAGACUGGAUGAGAGCUCCUGUCGCUCAGCCAAGGGAAGCCGGUUGUUCCUGGGCUGGAAGGAGGCUGAGUGUUUUCGGAGCGGCUGGCGGUGCCCAGGGGAGCAGGCCGGUGUCCUCCGGGCUGAGGAAAGCCAGAACAUGGCUGCAGGCUGUGGGCGGCAGCAUCGCUGCCUCGAGCCUUUCGCACGGGGAAGACACAGCAGUAACUGCCUGGGUUCUGGGUUUCACCUUCCACGCAGACGUUUCCUUUCUGAAUCACAAAAGAGCUUUGUUUCCAGAAAGAGAUUUGCUUGCAGCUCUCAUCUUCGUGUCUCCUCCUGCCGUAGGAGCUGGGGCCGGAGGAGCACAGCCUGGGCAGGCAGAGCCACGUCCUGCAGCCCCACAGCUCCCCUGCAGGGGGGGGCAGAGGAUGUCAGCCCCGACCAACUGCAUUCUGCCACCAGGUUCCAUCUCCUCUCUCACUCCCACAUUCAGUCGUGGAUUCAGCCCUGAUUCAGCUCCUCCUCACCCACUCCUCGUGGCGUGGACUGGGCCAGCAGAUGGGCGCUUUGUGCCUUAAUUUCUGGUGAACUUUUUUACUGAUUUGUGUAUUUCUUUUUUGUAGUAUAUUGAAACUGCGUGUGCUCAGUUUGGGUGGGCAGGUGCUGCUCUCCUUUUGGUACCAGGUGGGCCCAAUCCGAGCUGUCUGGGAGACACAGCGAGGUGGGGCCAUUGAAGGGAAAUUCACUUAAAACAGCUCAAAAAAGUUCAGCUCUGGACCUCUGCUUUGAGGAGCAGUGCCCCAUAACUGCUCUCCUUGGCUCCCACCACACGUGGCAGUGUUGUCCUUAACCAGAACCGUACAGCUGUGAUGCAGUAGGAAAGUGGAACUCUUGAAGAAAACUUAAACCCGUCCCCCCUGUGGGUAUAAUUUCUUAUAGCACUUUUUCGUUCUGAAGCACUUAAUCCACUGUCUGAAAUGGGCUCCCAGCUGGAGGAAGCAUCCCACUGACGCAUUUCUGAGCACAGACUGCAGAGCUUUACACUUCACCUACAGCAUUAAUGCUGCUCUGAGGGCUGCGGGUGCACAGCAGUCUGGCGUGAAGCUGGGAUGGGGGCUUUGUGGGCGUCCUCCUGUCCCCACACAGCACUGCCACCCCUCCGUCCUGCUCCUUUCCCCAAACCCUGUGCUGUUCUGCAGCAGCCCCCGGCACAAAGCAGCGGUGUUUUCGUACUGUGCCCAAGCAGGGGCUGAUCCAUGCAGCUUUAAGGCUGUGCUGCCUGCCCCGCGGGCUCUCUUCUCUCCUGCUGCCAGCCCACCUUCCUGUUGCUGUGGUUGGUUUUGCUGUGGCAGGCUGAAAAACGCCACUUCCAGGAGGGCUGCGCGGUGCUGACACUCAGGGAAGGUUUUUGUUGUCUGUGCUAACGUCUGCUUGAAGCCGUGCAUCAGAACGCGGGCUGUCAGCCCGACCUCAGCCCAGCAGAGCAGCAGCCCACGGUGCUGUUGUCACAUAGAUCCUUCCUGCAGCCCUUGGAAAACCCACUUUGGCACAGCGGCGCGGGGCUGAGGGCAGCGCUGGUCCUACGGCACGUGUGACACUUUAUCAAGCUGCCGCUUCUGGAAACCAACGUUUCACCUGCAGCUUCAUGGGGGAAAAAAAUAAAAGCCGGGGAUGAAGAAAAGAAAG